CUCCAUCUUGCUGUCAGGACUAUAUAAAGGCCUGCAAUUUCGUAGAAAAGACACACAUUUGAUCUUUACAAGUUCAACACUCGAGUUCAAUCCUCAAAAUGAAUACCUUCAAAACCGUCGUUGUAAUCUGCGCCAUGAUGGCUGUCUCCUGCUCCGGCCAGUACAUGUCCCAAUCGUGGGGCAGCAAAGGAUCUCAAACAGGAAAUGUUGGCGGUCUAAGUGGAAUGAUGGGUGGUCAGUCGGCCUCCUACGCCAGCAAAAAUCAGCAAUUCGCUUCAAAUACUCCGGCGUUUACUGUUGAGCAACAGAUGCCAGCACCAAGCCCACUGGUCCGCCCAGCAUCAAGCCCAAGUGCCUCUACACCUACUCAACAAAUCUGCUCGUGUGUCACCAUUGCCAGCGCAGCUUCAGCUCAUCAAUCCACCGCUGCCACUUCAUCCGCUUCCGAAUUCGCCCCGGCUGCUGCCUUCCAACAACAGACCUUCUCCGCUCCCCAACAACAGGCUGCUCCCCAACAACAGGCUGCUCUCCAACAACAAAUCUCUUUCGCAGCCCCCGCAGCAACUCAGCAACAAGCACAUGCUGCUCCCGUGCAAAGCCACAGACGCUAUUAAAAUGCUACAUUUUCUAAUACCUGUCCAAUUAUCAUCUUCAUUUGUCGUCUUUUACCAUCACAUUCACGAAUAAAACGACUGGAUUUUU
Molecule: messenger RNA, 702 nt
Organism: Daphnia magna
Lineage: Eukaryota; Metazoa; Arthropoda; Branchiopoda; Diplostraca; Daphniidae
Exons: 3
Coding region: 99-614 (171 amino acids)
Source: RefSeq, a predicted model, not a curated record